Molecule: messenger RNA, 1515 nt
Organism: Erinaceus europaeus (western European hedgehog)
Lineage: Eukaryota; Metazoa; Chordata; Mammalia; Eulipotyphla; Erinaceidae
Gene: PSMD8
Product: proteasome 26S subunit, non-ATPase 8
Exons: 7
Coding region: 44-1099 (351 amino acids)
Biological process (GO): proteasome-mediated ubiquitin-dependent protein catabolic process
Cellular component (GO): nucleus; proteasome regulatory particle; proteasome regulatory particle, lid subcomplex
Source: RefSeq, a predicted model, not a curated record
GGUCACCAUCUUGAGUGGCAGCAGAGGCGGAGCUCCCGGGGACAUGUUUAUUAAUCGCGGAGCUCGGAGGGCACCGCCCCAAGAGAGAAGGCUCGCUAACCGCCGUGGGCGGAGACGGACCGCCGUAGCCCCGCCCCCGGGCCCGGGCUCCACCUCCCGGGCCCACUUCCGGCGGGCGGGCGUUUGUCGGCGUCGCUGCCGUAAGUCAGGCAGCCGAUUUGCCGCAUCACGGAAGAUGGCGGCGGCGGCGGUGAACGGGGCGGCGGGAGUCUCGAGCUCGGGGCCGGCGGCGGCCUCGGGUGCGAUUCUACAGGCGGCGGCCGGCAUGUACGAGCAGCUCAAGGGCGAGUGGAACCGCAAAAGCCCCAACCUUAGCAAGUGUGGCGAAGAGCUGGGCCGGCUCAAGUUGGUUCUGCUGGAACUCAACUUCCUGCCAACCACAGGGACCAAACUGACGAAACAGCAGCUCAUUUUGGCCCGUGACAUACUGGAGAUCGGGGCCCAGUGGAGCAUCCUGCGCAAAGACAUCCCCUCCUUCGAACGCUACAUGGCCCAGCUCAAAUGCUACUACUUCGAUUACAAGGAGCAGCUUCCGGAGUCAGCCUACAUGCACCAGCUCUUGGGCCUCAACCUCCUCUUCCUACUGUCCCAGAACCGGGUGGCUGAAUUCCACACAGAAUUAGAGCGGCUGCCUGCCAAGGACAUUCAGACUAAUGUUUACAUCAAGCAUCCUGUGUCUCUUGAGCAAUACCUGAUGGAAGGCAGCUACAACAAGGUAUUCCUGGCCAAAGGCAACAUCCCCGCUGAGAGCUAUACCUUCUUCAUUGACAUCCUGCUUGACACUAUCAGGGAUGAGAUCGCUGGGUGCAUUGAGAAGGCCUAUGAGAAAAUCCUCUUCACUGAAGCCACCCGCAUCCUCUUUUUCAACACACCCAAAAAGAUGACAGACUAUGCCAAGAAGCGAGGGUGGGUCUUGGGCCUCAACAACUACUACAGCUUUGCCAGCCAACAGCAGAAGCCAGAAGAUACCACCAUCCCCUCCACAGAACUGGCCAAACAGGUCAUUGAGUACGCCCGGCAGCUGGAGAUGAUCGUCUGAGCCCACCAGGCACUGGGGUGGGGGCAGGGAUUACGUUAUUUAAAGCAGUUACAGUGCAGGGUUCCCUCCAAUAAAAGUGGAUUGAUGACCUAGGCCCUUGUCUCCCAGGUGGAAUGGUGGGGAGACAAGUUCUGACCUCUGAAGAACUUGGAAGUCUGGGGCCCCCAAAGGAUCUGAGAUAACCCAUUUGGGUUAGCCUCUGUCUAGUGCCCAUUGCUCAGAGUCUCAAAACAUGGAUCCACUGCAGGGGCCCAGUGGUGCUGUGUCUUGUGGUGGAGCACAGGCCCAGGACUGGUGUGGCCAGCUAUGGACACUAGAAGAACAGGCGUAGGCACCAUUUUUGCCAGUGAAGGGGGUGGAGUAUGCUCAUUUAAAAAAAAAAAAAAAGUCUGCAAUGAAUUAAACAGCUUUGAAAA